Cololabis saira (Pacific saury) is the source of this 1856-nucleotide messenger RNA. RefSeq names its product EBNA1 binding protein 2 (gene ebna1bp2). Gene Ontology annotation, biological process: rRNA processing; ribosomal large subunit biogenesis. The transcript has 9 exons. Lineage: Eukaryota; Metazoa; Chordata; Actinopteri; Beloniformes; Belonidae. Gene Ontology annotation, cellular component: nuclear periphery; nucleolus; preribosome, large subunit precursor. Bases 117 to 1082 code for a protein of 321 amino acids. The record is from RefSeq and is a predicted model, not a curated record.
AUUGACUGCGUCACUUCCUUUCUGCUCCACGUGAAUUGCUCCACAUGUGCAGCUGCAGUAAAUAAACAACUUUUAAAUCCACCUUUUCACUCCUACAAGUACACAUAUUUCAUUUGAUGGUUAUGGACAUCAUGGCCAUGGAGUCAGACGAGGAAGAGUCUCUGCUCGGCGAGGAGUCUGAGGAGGAGGAAGAAGAAGACAGUGAACUGUCGGAUGGAGAGCUUCAAGAAGCCUUCGCUAAAGGGUUAUUGAAACCUGGGAUGAAUGUUAUGGUGGAUAAAUCCAAGAAGUUAUUCAACAAUGUGAACGGGUUGAAGCACUGCCUCGCUGAGUUCCGCAGAAAUCUUUCCUGGGUGGAGAGAUUAGACGUGACCAACUCACCAGCUGAGGAUCAACUCCCCAAAGCUGAAGAGAAAGUUCAGGCAAAUGCCACAAAUGGAGAGCUCAAUGCAGAGGAUGAUUUCGAGAGGGAGAUGUUCUUUUACCGUCAAGCUCAAGCUACAGUCCUGAAUGCGCUGCCUCUGCUAAACAAACACAACAUACCCACCAAAAGGCCCGAUGACUACUUUGCAGAGAUGGCCAAGACAGAUCAGCAUAUGCAGAAGAUCCGGAAAAAGUUGAUCUCAAAGCAGAUGAUUAUGGAGAAGUCAGAAAAGGCCAAGAAGUUGCGUGAGCAAAGAAAGUUUGGCAAAAAGGUCCAAGUAGAAGUGAUUCAGAAGAGACAGAAGGAGAAGAAGGCCAUGAUGUCUGCUGUAAAGAAAUACCAGAAAGGAAUGACCGACAAACUGGAGUUCCUGGAAGGAGACCAGAAAACAGGCAAAGAUUCAGCUGAUGGUUCGAAGAAAACACUGAACAAAAAGGGCCCCAGUGCUAAGAGGAAAUACAAGGACCAGAGGUUUGGCUUUGGAGGGAAAAAGAGUGGCAAGAAGUGGAACACGAAGGAAAGCCACAAUGAUGUUUCCAGUUUCCGAGCCAAAGUGGCUAAUGCCAAGGGUGGAAAAGGAGGCAAGAAAGGCCAAGGGGGGAGACAAAAUAAACGUCCCGGGAAGUCUGUGCGAAAAAAGAUGAAGGGCCGCUCAUAAAAACUGAAUGGACUUGGACCUUGUUUCUGGGCAGAAUUUGACAAAGCUGCUCCCACAUCUGUCAAAGUUACACCUACUGAGAGUAUAUGGACUUAGAUGAUGGGAUACAUAAACCUCCUUGAAGCCCCACAGAGGAAAAACAACAUUCUUUUAAGACAAGAAAAGAGAACAGUCUGGAGUCUGUUUUUUUUUUCAUUAGUAAUUUCAUAGAAAGGCAUAAAUUCUCUGAGACCUUUAUCAUCUCCACAUUGUGUUUUUUUUUUUUUUUUUUUUUUAACAAGGUUUUUAAUAUCACUUUCAGUGAUUACACAUGUCUAAACCUACCAUUUGUUUAAUGAACAAUGUUUUUUUUCUUGUACUCUGAUCGUACAUUCAUUGGUUUUUCAUCCAGUGACAAUAUUUUAUAUUACCGAGCUGCCGUCAGUUUUGCCCUUUCUCAUUCAUUAAAAUGGCCGGUAUGUAACAGUGGGAGUGUUUUAUGUAAAUGUGUGAAAGUGCUGUCCUUGGAUGUGCUUUUUUUCCCCUCCAAAUUUGGCAAAUAAGUGGACUCUACUGAUGUGUUUGUAUCACAAAGAAAUGCAUGUGAUCAUCUGCUUUAGAACGGUUUAAUGUGGCGCCUCCAUGCAUCUUCUGCAUAUUCGGUGAUGUGGGUGUGAACUCGCCCGAAGUUCGUCCUGUUCUGGAACUAAAAGGGAAAAAAAAAGGCAGUUUUUUAGUACCGUUCAGCAUUAUAAGUGUGCUUGUCUUCUCUUAAAACUGCUACCGAACCCUUGG